AUGACGGAUAUCAGCGGUGCUGAAUAUGAAAUUGAUGUGGAGACUCUGGAGGCAGAGGGGGACGAUCAAGCGGGAUUCGCGACUCUCUCGAGCGCAGGGGAGGACGACGCGGGCUCCAAAGACGAUGAAAAACCGCUGCACGUAAAUAUGGGUACAGGGGAGCAGAGAAAACUCAGCAGGACCCCGAAGUGCGCUCGCUGCAGGAACCAUGGCGUGGUGUCCUGCCUGAAGGGCCACAAGAGAUUCUGUCGGUGGCGGGACUGUCAGUGCGCGAACUGUCUGCUUGUGGUGGAACGGCAGCGUGUUAUGGCUGCUCAGGUGGCGCUCAGGCGACAGCAAGCGACAGAGGAUAAAAAGGGUAUUUCAGGGAAACAGAUACCAGCAGAAAGACGUGCUAUGUAUCAGAGACACAUCCGACCUUCAACCAUGCUGGCUAAAAGUAUUCUUGAAGGCUACAGGCCAGUCCAGUCCGACCCCUUCAUGGGCAGUAGCCCCAAUCUGCCUCCUCCGCUGAGUGACCGCAUGCGGAAGAGACGGGCCUUUGCCGACAAGGAGCUGGAGACCAUCAUGCUGGAGCGUGAGUACAAGGAGCUUGAGUUGCUCGAGUCUGGCCAGGCCGCCACGGCCGCCGCGUCCCUUUUCCUGCCCGGUGCUAUGGUCCACGCCGCCGAGUACAACUCCUACAAGACGGCUUUCUCCUCAGCGACCCCCGACCCCGCAGCCCUGCCCCCGCCCAAGGACCUGUGCGGCUUCCUGCCCGGCUGCUUGGACCUGUCGGUGCAGUACGCCGGCUCGGGCAACGUGGAGCUCAUCUCGUCCAACGUCAGUGUGGCCACCACCUACCGGCAGUACCCGCUGACGCCGCGCUUUCUGGUGUGGCCUCGUGGCGGCGGAGGUGCCGGGAGCGGUGCUGGGGCUGUCGGCAGCGUAGGGGACGCCCUCCUCUACCAGCAGUGUCUCCUCAAUGCCACCGCCAUGCAGAACCUCAAGCCGGCCGCCGUGUGGGACCCCAAAAUGAUGCCGUUGUCCGAGAGCCACUCACCCGAGCUGGACUCGGUGACAUCCAAGCUGGAGGGCUCACGGGCAGCCACGGAGAUGAGUGAGCUGCAGCAGGGCCAACCAGUAGGAGGAGGAGGUGGAGGAAGAGAGGUCACCCAGGCUAGCCUCGCCCAGGUCCACAGGGAGUGCUCGGCCUUCUCCCCGCCAAAGAGGGGCUUCAGCCAGGUCUACCCAGGCGCAUCCCCGCCACCUCCGCCACCAGCCCACCACCACCACCACCACCACCACAACCACCAUGAGCACGUCCUCAACAAGCUGAACAAGCACAGCGCCAAGCAUGCCCUCACCAUGAAGCUCAACCCUUUCCACUCGCUCAUCCAGCAGACACUGAGUGAGAAGGCCAGCGGGGAGCUCCGGGGGCCCUGCUGCAAAGACCUGCUGGAGGAGGCCGCCAGGAAGUACCGGGAGAGCGCAGCCCUGGAGGAGCACGGCAGCUUCAAGGCGCACGAGAGACACGCCAAAGACUUCACGACCAAGCCUGUCGGGACCAAGGUCUCGUCCAGCGAAUCACUGUCGUUCUCGGUGGAGGCCAUCCUAAAGAGGCCCUCGCCGUCACUCAAUAGAACAUCUCAGUAA
Messenger RNA from Clupea harengus (Atlantic herring), 1635 nucleotides. It is a transcript of the gene dmrt2a, whose product is annotated as doublesex and mab-3 related transcription factor 2a. Gene Ontology annotation, molecular function: DNA-binding transcription factor activity, RNA polymerase II-specific; RNA polymerase II cis-regulatory region sequence-specific DNA binding. Gene Ontology annotation, biological process: sex differentiation; regulation of transcription by RNA polymerase II. The record is from RefSeq and is a predicted model, not a curated record. Lineage: Eukaryota; Metazoa; Chordata; Actinopteri; Clupeiformes; Clupeidae. Gene Ontology annotation, cellular component: nucleus.